This is a messenger RNA of Parasteatoda tepidariorum (common house spider), 965 nucleotides long. RefSeq lists its product as uncharacterized. The record is from RefSeq and is a predicted model, not a curated record. Lineage: Eukaryota; Metazoa; Arthropoda; Arachnida; Araneae; Theridiidae.
AUGACUAAGAGAUGUAAUACAAAUAAGAGAACAGAAACAGAGCCACCGGCUCUAGCACCAGAGAGCAGUUAUCCAGAAAUUUAUUCAUUCUCACCAAUUUAUAGCGAAUGGUAUUUUUGGAUUAUUACAAUCUCAGUCAUAUGCACCAUAGUUGCUCUAAUAUUUUUAUGUUUGUUGUGUUGGAGGAAACCUUACAAGACAGCUGUAGUUCGUCUUCCAGAAAAUUUAACAUCGCACUAUCCAGGAACAAUUCUAUCUUCCGAGAACAUCAUUCAGCCAGAUGUUGCAUUUUACACGCAAGUUCAUCCUUGUCCUGAAACGAUUAUAAAUUCUCGAUAUUUUAGAAACGAACAAGAAUUGGAGAGACUCCCUACCCCAUGUAGACCGUUAGAGCCAGCCUAUCAACCAACUCAACUUUUAACCAUUACGACAGUGAGAUUGCCAUAUUUGACUUCCGACUUGGCACUUCCGCCAGGAUAUGUAUCAUUACACGAGGGAAAAUAGUUCUUUCUUUAAAGCUGCAUCGUUCAACGUUCGAUUAUAUACUGUUAAACAUAAUCGGUGAUGCUUGUUUUCAUUUGUUGGUGAUAACCACUUAAUUGACAGACUGUUGUAAUGGUCAAAAAUAUUUUCUUUAGGGACUAUAAAGGUCAAGCAAUAAGAACUUGUAUAUAAAUAAUCAUCAUGAAAUUCUGUUUGUGAGUUAAUGUUUCGUUAAUUUUCAUUUUACAUUUAUGUUAAGGCAUAGAUAAGUGUUUACAUUAAUGACGCUCUAUGUAGUUAUUUUUGUAAAAUGGCAUUGUUUAACCAAUUUUUCAAAAUUUGUGUUAAAUUUUCCAAAAAUUCUUUGUUAAAAUGUUUUAACUUUAUAACUUGUAAUGUAUGAUUAAGGAAAUGAUACGAGAAGGCCGUUAAUUUGAAUUGUACAUAUUUUUUAUGAUAAAGAAUACGCAUAAUUAUUGUAA